Molecule: messenger RNA, 2224 nt
Organism: Prosopis cineraria
Lineage: Eukaryota; Viridiplantae; Streptophyta; Magnoliopsida; Fabales; Fabaceae
Exons: 6
Coding region: 814-1803 (329 amino acids)
Biological process (GO): microtubule cytoskeleton organization
Cellular component (GO): cytoplasmic microtubule
Molecular function (GO): microtubule binding
Source: RefSeq, a predicted model, not a curated record
UCACUCUAAUCGAACGCGGGUUUGAUCGGCAUUAGGCAUGGCAACUACUGUUUUGUUUCCAUGUUUCAAUCAAUUGAGUUGGAAUUGGAUUCAAAUGCUCAUGUAGUUCAUAAAGAAUCGGGAGUGUAAAGCAGUGUAAACCGAGAUCUUGAUACAUUCUUGCUGCUAUUGGGAUUAAUUCUAGUAUAGCGCAGCUCCAAGGUUUUUGGGAUUUCAUUUGGGUUGAGUCUUUUUUUCUUUUUGGGUUCCUAUUUUCCUCAUUAAGCCGAGUAUACAGCAUGAUCUACUAAGAAGUAAGAACCUAAUCAUACUGCGUUAGUCUGUCUUCUAUGUAAGGUGAUGAUCGGUUUCCGGUCUUGUGAAUACCUGCUGACUUGGGCCAAUUUUUAUAUGAUGCUUAGUCUCAGGCUUUCUUCUUCAUUGUUUAGGCCCAGGGCCAUUUUUGCGGGUCGGGAUUCUGUGGAUCAUUGGGAGUAAAGAAAAACUAUGAGUGGGUCACUUUGCCAAAACUCUCCAGUUUGUAGGUCUCAUGCAAAUUUUGCUCUAUGUGGGCUUUGGAGUGAAUGGUCGGUGCUAGGAUUUGUAUUGGCAGCUGCAAAAUGGAUGUCUUUGCUCUUUAUUCCUUAGAAAUAUAAUCUGUCCGAUAGAUGAGUUCAGGAGAAAAAAACUGCUACGCGAAUAUGAUAUCUGGCAGAGGAGGAUCUAGAAAUUCAGGAGUGAAUCUAAACAACUAAAUAUAUUAGUCUUAUGGAGUGAGACCAAAAUUAGGGGAAUGAGGCUUGCAGAUACACCUUUGACGAAGGCCUGGCAGGGAUGUCGGAGAAAGCUCUUAGUGAUAACAAUACAACUCUGGAAACUGAAAGGAAGGAGGAGAGCUCCAGUAAGGCAUGUUUAAAUAUGGCUUCUGCUGACAAUGUGGAUGAAAAUAAUAAAGAUCUGCAAAAGGAAAAAAAUUGUGCUUCUGUAGUGCCUCCACCUGUCAAUGGUAAUCAUUCAGGCGAUUCUCAAAUAGAAAUAGGAAAUGCAGAAGUAGAAUACAUUGAUUCUGAGAACUUGAGGGAUUUAGAAGAUAUUGAUAGUUGUCUCAAGACUCUGUUGACUGGAUUGGACUCCAAGGAGUGGGUCCUGGUAUGCAAUGCCCUCAAUAAUGUUCGGCGGAUUUCAAUAUUUCACAAGGAAGCACUGCUUGAUAUUCUAGGGGAUGUGAUCACAUUUCUUGUAAAGUCCUUGAAAAGCCCUAGAAGUGCUCUUUGCAAAACUGCCAUUAUGACAUCUGCGGACAUUUUCAGUGCAUAUAAUGAUCUUAUAAUAGAUUUUCUGGACCCCCUGCUGGUACAGCUUCUUCUCAAGUCUUCACAGGACAAGCGCUUUGUAUGUGAGGCAGCUGAGAGAGCCUUAAUAGCUAUGACUACCUGGAUUUCCCCUACAUCUUUGUUACCAAAAUUGCAACCUCAUCUUAAGAAUAGGAAUCCUCGAAUUCGUGCAAAGGCAUCAAUGUGCUUUUCUCGAAGUGUCCCUCGAUUGGGUGCUGAGGGCAUAAAGGCUUACGGAAUUGACAAAUUGAUCCAAGUAGCUGCAUCCCAGCUGAGUGACCAGCUCCCUGAAUCCAGGGAGGCAGCCCGGACUCUGCUGCUUGAGCUUCAAAAUGUAUAUGAGAAAUUUCAUGAUCCCAUGCCUGCUUCUGUUUCUGAGCGUCCAGAGCUGGGUUCGUGGGAGAACUUCUGUCAAUCAAAACUCUCACCGCUGAGUGCUCAAGCCGUACUUCGUGUCACCAGUAUUGCUCGGGAGGGACUUGUUUCAUGACACAUGCCGUGCAUCAACUUCUUUAAUAUCCGGUCUGCUCGUCAUAUUUUUUCCCCUGUAUAUACACUGAAAAUUGAGAUGGUUCGAAUUGCUGUUGAAGCACGGAUUGAGCAGGAAAUUCAUGAUUCGAUUCCUAUGCCACCUUUCUUGUCAGCUCUGCAAACUACGUUGUUUCCUCUCUCUUCUUCAUUCCCUAUAUUUGGCAGAACACGCGUGGUUGAUUUGCUUUUAGCAUUUGCUUCAGGAAGCUUUUUCACGGGUUCUCUUAUUGAAGUGAUAAUGGAUCAGCGAAUUUAUUAAUCGAUGAUUGAAAAUUAUUCGGAUCAGUAUCUACAUAUGCCUGUAAAAUAUUUCCUCUAGCAUUCACACUAUUUGCAUGAAUUCUCUUAACCUGGGCACGUUUUGUUCUUUUUUUUUUAAA